CCAUCCGAACGACCCUAAACGUCCUCCGGCUGGUGUCGCUGUGGCCCGCGGGGAUCGUUGGUUGGAUUGCAUUUCGGGAAGAGCUCGGAGCCUCGAGAGAGAGAGAGAGGGGGAGAGGGGGAGAGCACGAGGCACGAGAGGCCAUGGUCGAAUCGUGCGGCAAUUCUUAGGACAGUGGCAGGCAGGGGAGGAGGAAGAGCAGGAGUGGCAGCAUGGGGUGGAUUCCGUGGCGGAGAGGGGGUGGGCGGGCAGGCGAAAGCAGUCCUGGCAAGGAUGGCGUCGCAGGAUCGGGAGAUGAAGCAGGAGCUUCGGACAGUGGGGCAAAGGCGGGGAUUGAUGGACCCCAGACUUGGCAGGAAAGGCUGGAGCAGUAUAAUUACGAGGAGGAGUAUCGGCCGGAUCCCAGGUAUGAUUCGGACGUCGAGGAGGAUUUGACCUCGACGGGAUUCUUCAGGAAGAAGGAGGCCACCACCCCGGAAGAAAUUGCCGAAAAUGAGAGGCAAAUUGAAGAGUUCAAGAACAGUCCGAUGGUGAAAUUUUUGCUCCGCUGCGAGGAUCAGAGGGAAGAAGAACUUGCCACCGAGCGAUUGCGGAAUAAUCUGCCCCCCAGGAAGGAGGAUGUGAAAUUGUGGCAAUCUCUGCCGUUUGUUCCAGGGCCAGAUGGAGGCCCGGGCAUGCCGAGGCUGGCACUGAAAACUGAGGAUGAUGUGCAAGCCCGCUUUUGGGAUUUUUUCAAACAGUUUGGCUUCGGGUUGUGGGGCUACAAACAAAGGCCGUAUCCAAUUCACAAGCCUUGUGAUGUGCAGCAGGCUCUCGGUUACAAUUUUCUGGACAAACGUUACGCAGAUUUUACAAUGAGAGCUGGCGGAUGGUACUAUAAGGACCGGCUAGGACGUAGUCGUGGACCAAUGGAGCUGAUCAAUAUGAAGACUGCAUGGGCAGGAGGCAUUAUAGACAAAAAUACUUUCAUCUGGGGUGACGACAUGGAUGAGUGGGCCCCGAUUGGAAUGGUCUACGGACUGCAAACUGCGAUCGAGACACCAGAUAUAAAGUGGACAACCGCUGGAACUUCGCUCGUCCACAAACUGGCCAAUGGUGUGCCAUUAUGGCGUCCCAAGAGAGGACAUGCUUUCAAGUCUUACAAGCAACUUCAAAGCGAAGCGAUUGAGAAGAGAGAACGAGAAAAUGCUGUUCUUCGAAGGAACGGAGGAGCCUGGCCUGGAGAGCGUUCCCCAAGUUAUUCUAUGUUCCUCUGGGCUAGUGGAACAGAGCUUACAAAUAUGUUAGACGACGACAAAGCAGGCAGAUUCAUUCCUUAUAAAACGAGGAGAAGGCUAGCUAAGGAAAUUCCAGGAUUGCGGCCUUGGGAAGUGCAAGAUGUGGAGCAGGUUAUGGAUCUUAUGACAUUUAACAGACAGUGGUACAGAGAAGAUCUCGGCGAUUUUACAACUAGGGCUGAUUACGAGCGCGAUUGGUUCGAUACUUUCCAGGAAAAAUGGGAUGAGAUUGCUGAAGAUAUUGAGUCUGUCUUUGGCCGCGGAGAUGAUGAGGCAGCCAAGAAGUAGGAUUGAAAUUUUCGUGAAAUCGAGAAUUCCCAAGAUAAUGGUGGACAUUGUGCACAAUCCCCCAGAACCCACUUGCUGAAAGAGAUAUUGAUUGUUGGUUCCUGAGAGGGGAUGGCUUUUUCCUGGAGUGCGCACUAGGCUGAGAUACUUAUCUCACUCACCUAAAGCGUAUGGAAAGUUGCCCUGUCAUUCCAUAAAAAUGUAGUCGUACCAGAUUUGGGUUAUCAUUCAAGUUGAGUGUCCUCGUAGUGUCCGCUGUGAAUUUCAAUUUUGACCACCAAAUGAAUUUCAAGGCCUUAGCUCUGAUUCUUUCG
Molecule: messenger RNA, 1879 nt
Organism: Marchantia polymorpha subsp. ruderalis
Lineage: Eukaryota; Viridiplantae; Streptophyta; Marchantiopsida; Marchantiales; Marchantiaceae
Source: the annotation of a GenBank genome assembly